This is a messenger RNA of Selaginella moellendorffii, 1701 nucleotides long. Its product is annotated as pentatricopeptide repeat-containing protein At4g02750-like. Gene Ontology annotation, molecular function: protein binding. The record is from RefSeq and is a predicted model, not a curated record. Lineage: Eukaryota; Viridiplantae; Streptophyta; Lycopodiopsida; Selaginellales; Selaginellaceae. The transcript has 2 exons. Bases 1 to 1701 code for a protein of 566 amino acids.
AUGCGUUUUGUAUCCAUCGAAGCUCUCGCUCGCAGUUUGAGACGAUGCGGAGACCUGAAGGACCUCUCUCAGGGGAAGAGAAUUCAUGACUUCAUCUCCAGCGGCAGCAACAGAGGAAACAUCUACCUAGCCAACCUUCUCAUCGAAAUGUACAGCAAGUGUGGAUGUUUACAGGAUGCAGUCCAAGUGUUCGAUAGUAUCACAGAGCCGAACACGUACUCCGUCAACUUGAUGAUGAAGGCGUAUGCCCAGAACCGGUAUCUGGACAGGGUGAAGCACUUGUUCGACGGCUCGUCCGAGAGGAACAUUGCAACCUGGAACACAGUUCUGGUGGCCUAUGCUCAGGCAGCGUAUAUGGAGGAAGCCGAGCGCUUGUUCUACAGGAUGCCACUGGUGGACACAGUAACUUGGACUUCAGUGCUGCAAGCAUUUGCCAGGCAGGGACUGGUGGUGGAAGCCAAGAGCAUUUUCGACGACAUGCCCGAACGCAACGAGGUGUCCUGGAACGCCAUGCUCUCGGCUUUUGCCAGCGGCAGCCGGUUCUACGAUUGUCAAGCUGUGUUUGAGAACAUCCCGAUGAGGACGGUGGUGUCUUGGAACUCGAUGCUGGCCUUGUCUGGUUCGGGAAAGAGCAGUGUGGAAGACACGAAGAGGUUGUUCGAGCAGAUGCCCGAGAGAACAGUGGUUUCGUGGACCUCGGUGGUGCAAGCUUAUGUUCUUCGCGACGACUAUGAAUCGGCCAAGAUGGGAUUCGACAGGAUGGUGGAGCACGACGUGGUGUCGUGCACGGCGAUUCUGGCUGCUCUCGUCCAGCGCAAGGAGCUCGAGCAAGCCAAGGAGAUGUUUGACAGGCUGCCGGAGAGAAACUCGUUUACGUGGAACGUUUUGCUGGCAGGGAAUGUUCAACAUGGCCAUCUCCAAGAGUCGCAGAAGAUUUUUGAGGCGAUGCACAGCCGCGAUGCUGCUUCCUGGACCGGCUUGCUCCAGGCCUUCGCUCUCGCAGGCCGCCACGACAAAGCCAAGGCGGUGUUUGAGAGAAUGCCCUGCCACCCGGCUAUGGCUUGGAACGCAAUGGUGACGGCCUUCGGCUUGAAAGGAAGCCUGCAAGAAGCUCGAGAGGCCUUCGACUCGGCUCCACACCGAUGCCUGGUCUCGUGGACGGCGAUGGUGGGAGCUUACGCUCUAAACAAGCACGGGAGAGAUGCCGUCCAAGCGUUCCAGGAGAUGGAGCUCCAGGGGAUGGAGCUGGACGAGGUGGCCUUCAUCACCAUCCUCAGCUGCUGCAGCCAUGCCGGGCUCGUAGACGUGGGACUCGGCUGCUUUCGCUCCAUGCUCGCGGACCACGACGUGGCGGCGACGAGAGACCAUUACUGCUGCAUGGUGGACAUGCUGGCCCGAGCUGGCCGGCUGGACGAGGCCGUGGAUGUGAUCGACGCUACUCCGUAUGAUCCCGACUCGGUGACACUGGAGGCGUUGCUGGGAGGCUGCGGAAUGCACAAAGACGUCGGCCGGGGACAGCAGGCGGCCGAGUUUCUUCUUUUCGGAUCCAAGGAGCUGAGAACGUCGGCGGUGUUUGUUCAGCUCGAAAACGCUUUCAAAGCCUCGGCAGCCGGGGACAGCUCUAUCGUGGCAGCUGGGAAACGCUUGCAAAUCUAUGCGAUAGCUCUUCAGCAAGGUGGUAAGAACUUUGAAGCUGGUUAA